Molecule: messenger RNA, 2983 nt
Organism: Sitophilus oryzae (rice weevil)
Lineage: Eukaryota; Metazoa; Arthropoda; Insecta; Coleoptera; Curculionidae
Gene: Tmem63
Product: CSC1-like protein 2
Exons: 2
Coding region: 280-2496 (738 amino acids)
Cellular component (GO): plasma membrane
Molecular function (GO): calcium-activated cation channel activity
Source: RefSeq, a predicted model, not a curated record
GAUCAAAUACAUAUCAGCCAUAUCAGUAUUUGUUUCAAUAUUAGCAGAUACGUGUUUUUAUGUACCGUUAUAAAAUUUUACCACCAAAUGAAAUUUACAUUGGAAAAUUUUACUUUUCCUCUAUCAGUGGCUAAGUGUUGACAACCUUGUCAAAAUACGUCAACAAAAUAAUUUUUCAAUAUUUAAAUAGGCCAAAAGGGCUUCAAAAUUCUGUUAUUUUACAGUAACAACACAAUGGUUUAAUAGCAUAUGCUGUGUUAAUGCACGCAUAACAAAAUCAUGUCUCAAAAUCCGUAUGCUGUUUUCACUGACGACGAAACUUGUUUAACGAUACGAAAGAACCAAACGAUAAUAACAAAUGCAUACGAAGGUAUACCCGAAACCCUCAUUCUUAAUUUAAUAUGUUGGAUAAUUCUCUUACUGCUCUUUGCUGUCUUAAGAAACAGAGCCUGGGACUAUGGCAGAUUGGCUCUGGUUCAUACGGAAAAAUGGACCCAGUUAUUUUACAAGAACACCGAUGAUGCCGUAGCUGUUGAAGAAACAAGCGGUGAUGUCUCUCUUAUGCCUGAUACAGGGUGUUUAUGGUUUCCCUCUAUUUUUAAAAUAACAAAAAGUAAGGUCUAUGCAAGAUGUGGCCCAGAUGCUACACACUACUUAUCCUUUCAAAAACAUCUUCUAAUUCUGUUCACUGUUAUAACAGUAUUUUCUAUAUGCAUUGUACUGCCUGUAAAUUUCCAAGGAACUUUAGAAGGUAAUUCAACAACGUUUGGUCAUACAACAUUAAGUAAUUUAGGACCCUCCUCAAAUUUGUUAUGGUUACAUGUUAUAGCAAGUUUAUGUAUGGCCCCUUUGGCUGUUCUAAUAAUGAGCAAAAGUUCAGGAAAAAGUCCAAGCAGUACUGCACUGUCCUCAAAAACUAUUAUGAUUUCCCAUAUUUCUAAACUUCAUCGGAACAUCGAAGAUAUAAAAAAUUAUUUUACCGUUAGAUAUCCAGGAAUCGAAAUAAUAGAUAUUCAGAUUACAUACAGAGUUAAGAAACUUAUGGAAUUAGAGAAAGACCGGAGGAAAAUUCAUGAAGCUAAGGUAUAUUGUUGUGAGAAUGCUCAUAAUACAGACUUAAAAGUACAGCCGUAUGGAUGUAUAUGUUGUUGUCCAUGGAAAACUGAAAAUGCUAUUGAUUAUUACACCAGCGAAGAACAAAAAUAUAAUGAUAAAGUUUUAUCAGAAAGAAGAGAUGCCUUGGCGCGUCCAUUAGGCAUUGCUUUUGUUACUUUUGCUACAGAAGAAAUGGCACAGCAUGUUAUUAGAUCAUUCUCUGCUGAUUCUUUAAGGCAUUGGCAUGUUGGGAGAGCUCCUACACCAUCAGAUAUUAACUGGCAGAAUUUGGAAAUAUCAUCAAGAAAUUGGUAUUCUAAAGCAAUUAUAAUUAACAGUGUUUUGUUUAUAAUUUUAUUCUUCUUAACAACUCCAAUUAUUUUCGUUAAUAUUUUUAAUCAACUAUCUACAGCCCAUGGAGAUAUAUUAAAUAAAAUCAGUCCCUUGCUUUCUCAAUUUUUACCAACACUGCUGCUAUUGUCAAUGUCUGCAGUCAUGCCUGUCUUUGUAGCCUACUCAGAUGAAUGGAUGUCCCACUGGACUAAAUCCAAACAAAAUCAUGCCACAAUGAUCAAAACCUUUUGGUUUUUAUUAUUUAUGGUUUUAAUUUUACCAUCUUUAGGGCUUACUAGUGCUCAAGCUUUUGUUGAGUGGUCCCUACAAACAAAAAAUCAGACUGUCAGAUGGAAAUGCAUUUUCCUAGCCGACAAAGGUGCAUUUUUUGUUAAUUAUGUUAUUACAUCUGCCCUAAUUGGUACAGCUUUAGAAUUACUGAGAUUUCCUGAACUAGCCAUGUAUGCCUUGAGGUUGUCCUGCAUCAAAUCUGUCGCAGAGAAGGCAACCAUUCGUAAAGAAAUCUUGUCCGAAUUUCCUUUUGGAAUACACUAUGCAUGGACCCUCCUAAUAUUUACAAUCUGCACAGUGUACAGCUUAACUUGCCCCUUGAUAACACCUUUUGGUUUACUGUAUCUUAGCCUCAAACACUUGGUUGAUAAAUACAACAUAUAUUAUGUGUAUAGACCUAUCACUAUGUCCAGUGAAGGUCAACAGAUACAUGCUGGUGCUGUAAUAAUGGUCAGGAUAGCCAUAAUACUAUGUCAAAUGAUUCUGGCAGCUUUUUUCUUCAUAAGAGAGAGUGGAGGAUUAAAUUCGAUGACUUUGGUCAUGCUGUUGGGCAUCUGUGUAACAAUAUUCUCUUUCUUCUUUGUCAGUCCUUAUCCCUCGUGCAAGCGCGCUUCAGCAUCAAAAUCUCACUCAGCCGCAGUCAAAGAAGAAUAUAUAGCUCCAGUUUUGUUGAGCUCUAGUAGCAUAGAAAGUCAUAUAGAUCGUGCAUCGCCAACAUUAUAUGGGGCAUCCGCACAAGUUGUUAUAAUCCCAGAAACUGGAUCAAGUAAUGCGUAAAAUAGAAUUUUGCUUAAAGUUCUUUGGCUGUGACUUUCUAUAAAGAUGUGUUUCAUACACUUGGUUACAAACGUUCUCUAUUUUUGUUAUAAAUCUUAUUGUUUUAAGAGUGGAAAAUAUAUAAAUUGAAAUGUCUUAGCCAAGUAAAUUAUCUGUUGAUAUUUUUUAAGAAUUUGAUAUAUAUCUAAUAUAUAUUUACUAUUUUAAUAGGUAUUGAUAUGUACAUGAUUUCUAUUAACACAUGUAGAUUUUAGCUAACACAGUAUUUUUAAUACCUAUAAAAGAAAUAGAAGAUGAAAUUGUACCUAUGUAUAUUACAAUAAGAUUGCUCUAUGUACUAAUUGCUUUAAUUAAUAUAAGAUAAUUUUACCAACGCAAAUUUCAGUUCACAUAAGGAUUUUCUGUAACCGGUAUAAAUAUUUUUAACUAUCUGUGUAUGUGUAUAUAAAUAAUAUUUGGUAGAUCAGUAAUAAAUUAUUAGUAAGAA